GAGGAGAGGGAGAAACAAACACUACGUAGCGGAGGCUGCGCGCGGCCUUCGUGCCUGCGUGCGUACGUGCGUGCGCUCGCUCGCGCGGGCUCAGUGCUGGCGCGUGAGGCGGAGGCGGGCGGCGGCGGCGCCUGCGCGGUCGGGCUCGGUCGACGGUUCGCAGGGGAGGAGGCGGCGGGAGGCGGAGGAGGCGGCGGUGGCGAUGGAGGUGAAGCGGCUGAAAGUGACCGAGCUGCGGUCUGAGCUGCAGCGGCGGGGCCUGGACUCGCGCGGCCUCAAGGUGGAUCUGGCGCAGCGGCUGCAGGAGGCGCUGGACGCCGAGAUGCUCGAAGACGAGGCCGGCGGUGGCGGGGCCGGGCCCGGCGGGGCCUGCAAGGCGGAGCCUCGGCCUGUGGCCGCGUCGGGCGGUGGCCCGGGCGGGGACGAGGAGGAGGACGAAGAAGAGGAGGAGGAGGACGAGGAGGCGCUGCUUGAGGACGAGGACGAAGAGCCACCUCCUGCCCAGGCCUCGGGCCAGGCCGCGCAGCCGCCGCCGGAGCCCCCGGAGGCGGCAGCCAUGGAGGCCGCGGCCGAGCCCGAUGCUUCCGAGAAGCCGGCAGAGGAGGCCACGGCCGGGUCAGGUGGGGUAAAUGGUGGCGAAGAGCAGGGCACCGGCAAGGGGGAGGAAGACGAGCCGGAGGAGCGAAGCGGGGACGAGACACCAGGAUCCGAAGCUCCGGGUGACAAGGCCGCAGAGGAACAGGGAGAUGACCAAGAUAGUGAAAAGUCAAAACCAGCAGGCUCAGAUGGUGAGCGGCGGGGGGUAAAGAGACAGCGGGAUGAGAAGGAUGAACAUGGCCGAGCUUACUAUGAAUUCCGAGAGGAGGCUUACCACAGCCGCUCAAAGUCUCCACCACCCCCUGAAGAAGAGGCAAAAGAUGAGGAGGAGGAUCAAACUCUUGUGAACCUGGACACGUAUACCUCGGAUCUCCAUUUUCAAGUGAGCAAAGACCGCUAUGGAGGGCAGCCGCUUUUCUCAGAGAAGUUCCCCACCCUUUGGUCUGGGGCAAGGAGUACUUAUGGUGUGACAAAGGGGAAAGUCUGCUUUGAGGCCAAGGUAACCCAGAAUCUCCCAAUGAAAGAAGGCUGCACAGAGGUUUCUCUGCUUCGAGUUGGAUGGUCUGUUGAUUUUUCCCGUCCACAGCUUGGUGAGGAUGAAUUCUCUUAUGGUUUCGAUGGACGAGGACUCAAGGCAGAAAAUGGGCAAUUUGAGGAAUUUGGCCAGAGUUUUGGGGAGAAUGAUGUCAUUGGCUGCUUUGCUAAUUUUGAGGCUGAAGAAGUAGAACUUUCCUUUUCCAAGAAUGGAGAAGACCUAGGUGUGGCAUUCCGGAUCAACAAGGAAUCCCUGGCAGAACGGGCCCUCCUACCCCAUGUCCUCUGCAAAAAUUGUGUUGUAGAAUUAAACUUUGGUCAGAAGGAGGAGCCCUUCUUCCCACCACCGGAAGAGUUUGUAUUCAUCCAUGCUGUGCCUGUCGAGGAGCGUGUGCGCACUGCAGUCCCUCCCAAGACAAUAGAUCAGUGUGAGGUGAUUCUGAUGGUUGGACUGCCUGGAUCUGGAAAGACCCAGUGGGCACUAAAAUACGCAAAAGAAAACCCUGAGAAAAGAUACAAUGUCCUGGGAGCUGAGACUGUGAUCAGUCAAAUGAGGAUGAAGGGGCUUGAGGAGCCAGAGAUGGACCCCAAAAGCAGAGACCUUUUAGUUCAGCAAGCCUCCCAGUGCCUUAGUAAGCUGGUCCAGAUUGCUUCCCGGACAAAGAGGAACUUCAUUCUUGAUCAGUGUAACGUGUACAACUCUGGCCAACGGCGGAAGCUGUUGCUGUUCAAGACUUUCUGUCGAAAAGUGGUGGUGGUUGUUCCUAAUGAGGAAGAUUGGAAGAAGAGGCUGGAGUUGAGGAAGGAAGUGGAGGGAGAUGAUGUGCCUGAGUCUAUAAUGCUGGAGAUGAAAGCCAACUUCUCUCUGCCUGAAAAAUGCGACUAUAUGGAUGAGGUGACCUACGGGGAGCUGGAGAAGGAGGAAGCUCAGCCCAUUGUCACUAAGUACAAGGAGGAGGCAAGGAAGCUGCUGCCCCCCUCCGAGAAGCGGACAAACCGCCGAAACAACCGAAACAAGCGCAACCGGCAGAACCGAAGCCGAGGCCAAGGCUAUGUGGGCGGGCAGCGCCGAGGCUACGACAACCGGGCCUACGGGCAGCAGUACUGGGGGCAGUCUGGAAACAGAGGGGGUUACCGUAAUUUCUACGAUCGAUACAGGGGAGACUAUGAUCGAUUCUACGGGCGGGAUUAUGAGUACAACAGAUACAGAGACUAUUACAGACAGUACAAUCGGGAUUGGCAGAAUUACUACUACCACCCCCAGGACAGAGACCGAUACUACAGGAACUACUACGGUUACCAAGGGUAUCGGUGAAGCCCCUGUCAUGCUCGCCUGUCAGCCAUGAAGCUGAAUCUCUAGGGGUGCCAGGCACCCCCCCAAAACACAACCAAGGAAAACAGGGGCUGUUCGGGUGGGGCUGAGCUGCCGGGGAGGGGCGGUGGGGGGGAGGGUGCGCAAGCAGGGGCAGGGGAGGGGGGAGGUGGAAACGACAAAACUGUACAUUUUUUUUAAAAGUUUGUUGAAAAGAAUAUUGUCUUAUUCUAUAAAACAUUUCAAACCUAGUUAGAUAUUUGUAAUCAAAAAACAUUUGUGCAGAAAGCGGCACUUAGGGCUGCCUGUCCUGUAUCCUGCGGUUGGACAGGAAAAGAACUAAAAAUGUCACCCUUCUGACAUUCUAAGGCAGCUGGACUGGCAGCCAAGGAAGGGAGAGCGGAGGAGGUGGUGCGGAGAGGGCGGGGACGCCCAUGAGGGCGCUCUCCCCGGAGCAGGCAGGAGUGGGGACAGAGGGAGCACUUGUGACCGGGGCAGUGAAAAUAAACGAUUGGCUCUUCUCAAUCACUUGCACCAACUAA
Messenger RNA from Prionailurus viverrinus (fishing cat), 2985 nucleotides. It is a transcript of the gene HNRNPUL2, whose product is annotated as heterogeneous nuclear ribonucleoprotein U like 2. NCBI's taxonomy places the organism in Eukaryota, Metazoa, Chordata, Mammalia, Carnivora, Felidae. Gene Ontology annotation, molecular function: protein binding. The transcript has 14 exons. Bases 203 to 2446 code for a protein of 747 amino acids. The record is from RefSeq and is a predicted model, not a curated record. Gene Ontology annotation, cellular component: membrane.